UAUUUUUGAACACACAAAUUCAACAGCGCUUGCGCAAUUGUCUUGUAUGAACAACCAUAUGUGUUGUAUCGGUGAACGAGGCUGAGCAUUUUGGAUUAAAAAAAACAAAAACAGAAUGGGGAAGAAACAGAAAAAGUCAGGGGAAGACAGUGCCAAAGAUGAUGGCAUCGACAUCGACAAGCUAGCAGCAGAAAUCGAAGGUGCAGGAGCCUCCAAGGAACAAGGCAAAGGAAAGGCCAAAAAGAAGAAAGAAAAAAAGGAGGAUUUUGAUGAAGAUGACAUCCUAAAAGAGCUGGAGGAACUAUCUCUAGAAACCACAGGGGCUAAAGGCUUCAAGAAAGCAGACGAGCCUGAGAGUGCCCCUGAGGCAGCCCUGCCCACCAAGGCAGAGAAGAAGAAGACACGGAAAGGCAAGCGGGCCAGCCUGGAGGAUGACGAGGGGGACGACAAAGAGGUUUUGGGUACGGGUGACGUGGAAAACGGCGGAGGGGAAAAGGAGAAGAAGAGCGCUGCUGCCCCCGCUGCUGCUCCUGCUGGCUCAGACUCUGAGGACGAGGGCUCGCAGAACCGCCGGAGACCCAAGGCAGGGAGGAAAGACAGGGCGGCAUCGGAUGAGGACGUGGUGGAUGAAGAUGGUGGCGCGAGGAAAGCGGGAGAAGGUGGGGGCGGCGGAGGAGGAGGAGCGGAGGAUGAUUCAGACGGCUCAGUCGACGCGUCGCAGGCGGGGAAAAAAGGCAAGAAGAAGAAGGGGAAAGCCAAGGCCGACAGUGAGGAUGAGGAAGAGGAGGAGGGAGCCUUCAAGAUGAAGACUGCCGCUCAGAAGAAAGCAGAGAAGAAGGAGAGGGAGCGUAAGAAGAAGGAGGAGGAGAGGGCUAAGCUGAAAAAGCUGAAGGAGAAGGAGGAGGAGAAGGAGGGUGUUACGGAGGUGGCGGCCCCUAAGAAGGAGAAGGCGGUGGUGAAGAAGAGUGAGCCUGCAGCCCCAGAAGCAAAGGCUGCUGCCGAGAUGGGAGAUCAGGACGCGGCGGAUCCACAAGGAGAAGAAGAGGAAGGGGGAGACAAGAAGGGCAAGAAAGACAAGAAAAAGAAGAAGGGAGAGAAGGAGAAAGAGAAGGAGGAGAAAAAGAAGGGACCCAGCAAAGCUACGGUGAAGGCCAUGCAGGAAGCGCUGGCUCGCAUGAAGGAGGAAGAGGAGCGUGCGAAGAAGGAGGAAGAGGAGAACCUACGUCGCAUGGAAGAGCUGGAGGCUCAGAGACUGGAACAAGAGCGCCUCGAACAGGAGCGCAAAGAAAAGAAGAAACAGAAGGAGAAAGAGAGGAAGGAGAGGCUGAAAAAGGAGGGCAAGCUGCUGACCAAGUCCCAGAAAGAGGCCCGGGCCCGGGCAGAGGCUACCCUGGAGCUGCUGAAGGCCCAGGGUAUCGAAGUGCCAUCCAAAGACGAGUCAAUGCCAAAGAGGAAGCCGGUGUACGGAGACAAGCGGAAAAAGAAGCCCCAACAUGCACAGACCCCUGAAGAGACCUCCGAGGUGAUGUCGCCCACGUCGGAGACGGCCGAGCCCCUCCUCUCGCCGAUGGAGGUGGAAGCUCCAAAAGUCGAAGAGGUGGAACGAAAAACAGAAGCUGCAGUGGAUGACUGGGAAGCCAUUGCUGAGACCAUCGACCAGGAGAAAGAGCUGAAGAAGGUCCACAUCGAGGUGAAGCCAGAGACCCCAAAACAGCCCCAGCAGAAACCUCCAUCACAACCGGAGGAGGACGACGAGGAGGACGACGAGGAUGAGGAGGACGAGGAGGACGAGGAGGAGGGGGUGAACGAGGAGAGUGAGGAAGAGGAGGAGAAGGACGAGAGUCAGGCCCACACGCAGCAGGCCAGUAAGAGGAGGGGUGGGAAGGACAGCUCCGAGUCCAGCAGUGACAGUGACUCAGACGACGAUCGCACCAAAGAAGAGCGCAUCUACGAUAAGGCCAAAAGACGCAUUGAGAAACGGCGAGCGGAGAACAUGAAGAACAUCAACCUGGAGCAGCUCCGCUCCCCGGUGGUCUGUGUACUGGGCCACGUCGACACGGGCAAGACCAAGAUCCUGGACAAGCUGAGACACACACACGUCCAGGACGGAGAGGCUGGUGGCAUCACCCAGCAGAUAGGAGCCACCAACGUACCUCUGGAGGCCAUCAUAGAGCAGACCAAAAUGGUGAAGAACUUCAACAGCGAGUCGAUUAAAAUCCCUGGGAUGCUCAUCAUCGACACCCCGGGCCACGAGUCUUUCAGUAACCUGAGGAACCGAGGCAGCUCCCUGUGUGACAUCGCCAUCCUAGUGGUAGACAUCAUGCACGGCCUGGAGCCUCAGACCCUGGAGUCCAUCAACCUGCUCAAAGAGAAGAAGUGCCCCUUCAUCGUAGCCCUUAACAAGAUCGACCGUCUGUACGACUGGAAGAAGAGUCCGGACACGGACGUGGUGGCCACCCUAAAGAAGCAGAAGAAGAACACCAAGGACGAGUUUGACGAGCGGGCCAAAGCAGUCAUCGUGGAGUUCGCCCAGCAGGGCCUGAACGCAGCCCUCUUCCACGAGAACAAGGAUCCCAGGACGUUCGUGUCUCUGGUGCCCACAUCAGCCCACUCCGGGGACGGCAUGGGCAACCUGAUUGCCCUGCUGGUGGAGCUCACCCAGACCAUGCUGGCGCGUCGCCUGGCCCACUGCGACGAGCUCAGGGCUCAGGUCAUGGAGGUGAAGGCCCUGCCUGGGAUGGGUACCACCAUAGACGUGAUCCUGAUCAACGGGGUUCUCCGGGAGGGGAUGACCAUCAUCGUCCCAGGGGUGGAGGGGCCCAUCGUCACCCAAAUCAGGGGGCUGCUGCUGCCCCCACCCAUGAAGGAGCUCCGGGUCAAGAAUCCAUAUGAGAAGCAUAAGGAGGUGACCACGGCGCAGGGGGUGAAGAUCUUGGGGAAGGACCUGGAGAAGACCCUGGCUGGGCUCCCCCUGCUGGUGGCCCACAAGGAGGACGAGGUGCCUGUGCUCAGGGAUGAAUUGAUACGGGAGUUGAAACAGACGCUGAACAGUAUCAAGCUGGAAGAGAAGGGUGUGUAUGUCCAGGCCUCCACCCUGGGAUCCCUGGAAGCCCUGCUCGAGUUCCUUCGAGUGUCCAAAGUGCCUUAUGCUGGCAUCAACAUUGGCCCGGUCCACAAGAAAGACGUUAUGAAAGCUUCCACGAUGCUGGAGCAUGACCCACAGUAUGCAACGAUCCUGGCGUUCGACGUGAAGGUGGAGAGGGACUCGCAGGAGAUGGCUGACAGCCUUGGCGUCAGGGUGUUCAGCGCCGAGAUCAUCUACCACCUGUUUGACGCCUUCACCAAAUACAGAGAAGACUACAAGAAAGCCAAGCAGGAGGAGUUCAAACACGUUGCUGUGUUCCCUGCCAAGUUGAAAAUCCUGCCCCAGUUCAUCUUCAACUCCAGAGACCCGAUCGUCAUGGGAGUCAGUGUGGAGGCCGGUGUUCUCAGACAGGGAACCCCACUCUGUGUGCCAACCAAGGGGUUUGUGGACAUCGGCAUUGUGACCAGCAUUGAAAUCAACCACAAGAUGGUGGACAGUGCCAAGAAGGGCCAGGAGAUAUGUGUAAAGAUCGAGCCCAUCCCCGGGGAGUCGCCCAAAAUGUUCGGACGACACUUCGAGGCCACUGACAUCCUCGUUAGCAAGAUCACAAGAGCGUCCAUCGAUGCCCUAAAGAACUGGUUCAGAGAUGAAAUGGGCAAAUCUGACUGGCAACUAAUCAUGGAGCUCAAGAAGACUUUUGAGAUCAUCUGAACAGACGGACACCUCCAUCUCUUCAGACGGCCACUGAUCCACUUAUCCACACACACACACACACACACACCGCUGAUCAUGUGACACCUGAUCAAAUAUACACAGACAUUCAUAAAUGGGGAGAGUUGUGCAGUGUUGCACCAUUCCCCCUUCUCUCCCCCCCCUGCUCAUCCCCUGUGGUGGGCUGUGG
Messenger RNA from Esox lucius (northern pike), 3986 nucleotides. It is a transcript of the gene eif5b, whose product is annotated as eukaryotic translation initiation factor 5B. Lineage: Eukaryota; Metazoa; Chordata; Actinopteri; Esociformes; Esocidae. The transcript is spliced from 22 exons. Bases 116 to 3796 code for a protein of 1226 amino acids. Gene Ontology annotation, molecular function: translation initiation factor activity; GTP binding; GTPase activity. The record is from RefSeq and is a predicted model, not a curated record.